AUGAGCAAAGUUUCGGUGGCUCAAAGAGGGGAUGAGAACACGAAGUUCUUUCAUGUGUUGGCUAAUGGCCGCAGGAAUAGGAAUUUUAUUCCUAAUGUUUCUCUUAAUGGCAGCAUCCGCUCUGAUCCUAAAGAGAUUGGCAAAGUUUUCGCUGAUAAGUUUCAGCAGCUUUUUGGGAAAAAACGUGACUUUCGUGUUAAAGUUGAUUUUCAGAAGCUAUUAGCUAACAAGACACCGGUGGACUUAUCCCAAUUGGAUCGCCCCUUCUCUUUCGAGGAGGUUAAAAGUGCCGUCUUUGAGCUUGGUAGGGAUAAGAUGCCAGGGCUGGAUGCAAAUCUUGAGAGGAUUAAUUGGGCCAGUAUUGCUCUCAUUCCUAAGGCUGGAGGUCCGGAGGGCCCUGAGGACUACUAUCCUAUCAGUCUUAUUAAAUCAACUGUGAAGAUCAUCUCCAAAUUGCUUGCGAUCAGACUGAGUAAGGUGAUGUGCCUGCUUGUGGAUAGUGUCCAGUCAGUUUUCAUUAAAGGAAGAUGUAUCCUGGACAAUAUUGCUAUGGCUGAAGAGCUGAUUUUUAGCAUCCACAAGCACCGGCUGCCUGGACAUAUCUUGAAAGUGGACUUUGCGAAGGCUUUUGACACGGUGGACUAG
Messenger RNA from Dioscorea cayenensis subsp. rotundata (Guinea yam), 645 nucleotides. RefSeq lists its product as uncharacterized. The record is from RefSeq and is a predicted model, not a curated record. The coding region runs from base 1 to 645 and encodes 214 amino acids. The transcript has 2 exons. NCBI's taxonomy places the organism in Eukaryota, Viridiplantae, Streptophyta, Magnoliopsida, Dioscoreales, Dioscoreaceae.